CGUACCGAGACACAUUGGAGCUGGAAUACAGUCACUUGGGACUCGAUUAUGUCUAGAUUUCUGCUUAAUUUAUCAAAGACAAGGUUAUUUAUUUUCCAGCGUGAGGUCUACAGUUAUAUUUAUUAAUGCUGUCACGGUAGCAUUUCGUAUUUUUAGGCACAUAGAUAGACAUAUAGCCUCAUAAGCCUAUUUAUUAUUGCGCUGCCAACCCUUGUUUCUGUCCUGUGUCAAUGAUUGUCCUACCCUCACGCUCAUGGCGGAGACUAAAAUAAUAUAUCACAUUGACGAGGAGGAGACUCCUUAUCUUGUGAAAUUAUCCGUUUCUCCUGAGAAAGUCACUUUAGCGGAUUUUAAAAAUGUCCUCAACAAUCGUCCGGUCAAUAGCUACAAAUUCUUUUUCAAAUCCAUGGACCAGGAUUUUGGGGUUGUCAAAGAGGAAAUUUCCGACGACAACGCCAAGUUACCCUGCUUCAACGGGAGAGUGGUGUCCUGGCUGGUCCUGGCAGAGAGCUCCCACUCUGAUGGGGGGUCCCAGUGUACAGAGAGCCACCCAGAGCUGCCACCCCCCCUGGAGAGGACAGGGGGCAUCGGUGACUCCCGGCCACCCUCCUUCCAUGCCAACGCAGUAAGCAGUCGGGAUGGCCUGGACACGGAGACGGGUACAGAGUCCCUCCUGAGCCACCGUAGGGAGAGGGAGAGAGAACGCGCACGGAGGAGAGCACGAGAGACUGAAAUCCCUCGAAUCAAUGGCCACUCUAAGUCGGAGCGCACAGCGAGGGACUCUGCCAUGGGCUGCGACAGCGCCUCAGUGAUGAGCAGUGAACUGGAGUCUAGCUCCUUCAUCGACAGUGAGGAGGAUGAUGACGGCAGCAGGGGAGCUGCCCUGCGGCUGACCCUGUGCUGCUCCCCAGUCGUACUCAGCAGCUCCACAGAGCAGAGCUCAUCCUCUCAGCUAAUGCGCAGACACAAACGCCGCAGACGGAGGCACAAAGUGGCCAAAAUAGACCGGUCUUCGUCCUUCAGCAGCAUCACAGAUUCCACUAUGAGCCUCAACAUCAUCACUGUCACACUCAACAUGGAGAAGUAUAACUUCCUGGGUAUCAGUAUUGUGGGGCAGAGUAAUGACCGGGGGGAUGGGGGGAUCUACAUCGGCUCCAUCAUGAAGGGAGGAGCUGUAGCUGCAGACGGAAGGAUAGAACCUGGAGACAUGCUCCUACAGGUGAACGAUGUGAACUUUGAGAACAUGAGCAACGAUGACGCUGUGAGGAUCCUGAGAGAGAUCGUCUCCAAAACAGGUCCUAUUAGUCUUACUGUGGCCAAGUGUUGGGACCCGUCUCCACGAAGCUAUUUCACCAUCCCCCGGGCUGAACCAGUGAGGCCCAUUGACCCUGCUGCCUGGAUCUCCCACACAACCGCCCUGUCCGGACCCUACCCACACUACGAAUUUGACGACUUGCCGCUAUCUGCGAGUAAGACGGACAUGGCAACCAUCGUCAAGGUGAUGCAGCUACCUGACUCUGGUCUGGAGAUCCGAGACAGGAUGUGGUUGAAGAUCACCAUCACCAACGCUGUCAUCGGUGCUGAUGUGGUGGACUGGCUCUACUCGAGGGUGGAGGGCUUCAAGGACAGGAGAGAUGCCAGGAAGUAUGCCAGCAGUCUGCUGAAACAUGGCUACCUGAGACAUACUGUCAACAAGAUCACCUUCUCUGAACAGUGCUACUACACCUUUGGAGACCUCUGCCAAAACAUGGCGUCUCUCAACCUGAAUGAGGGUUCCAGUGGAGGGGGCUCUGAGCAGGACACCCUGGCCCCCCUCCCUCCCCCUGCCACCAACCCAUGGCCCCUGGGGGGCCAGCCGUUCCCUUGUCCCCCCUUCCCCUCCGCACUGCCAGGCUUCCCACCAGGCUACUCAGACCCCUGCCAUAGUUUCCACAGUGGGAGUGCAGGCAGCCACAACAGUGAGGGAAGCAGAAGCAGUGGAUCCAACCCCAGCGCAGGGACAGGGACAGGGAAGGGCCCUGGCCGACACUCCUCCCCACAAGAGACGGGUCACAGGUCCACAUGCAGUGAAACCGAGCCACCGGGCAUCCGAGGGGCGAGGCGCCCUGGCGAUAGGUCCGCCAGCCAGCUGAGUCAUCACAGUCAUCACAGCAGCCACGCCCACUCAAGUCACAGCCACGCCCUCUCUGGUUUCAGCCACGCUCAGUCUCACAGGAGUCACUGUCACUCACAGAACAGCCACGCCCACAGCCACAUAUCCUUCACCUACAAACACGCCCCUUUCACCAAGCCUGGGCCCGGCUCGUGUGGCCACAGCGAGCGAAGCCACGCCUCCUCCUACGGCCCCCCCGGCUUGCCCCCCCCAUACUGCCUGGCCCGGCUGGCCCCUAAGACCGUCAGCAGCAGCACCCCUCCCGGGGCCCCCCCGGUACGGGAGCUAGGAGCCUUCCCCCCUGAGCUCACGGCCAGCCGCCAGUCCUUCCAGCACGCUAUGGGCAAUCCCUGCGAGUUCUUUGUUGACAUCAUGUGACAGACAGGACAGUGCCUUUUAAAAACUUGCUGAGCACAAACAAGCCCCCCGUCCAACCGCCUGACGCUCGUCCAUCCCACCUCGCCCUCUCUUCUAUACCCCAUUUGCGACUCACUAUUCCCGUGUUGAGAAUGUAUACACUGGUCCUCUCCCCUCCCUCUGCUGUCACAACGGUCCCUCGGAUGUCGGCGCAGGGGAAGACAGGAGACAAGAGCACAACAGAACUGAAGAGAGUCCUGCUAUUACAAACACACAGAGCCUCAGUGUCUGAUCAGAACCCCCAGCCAGCUCUUUCGUAUUGAUGUGACGUGUACAAUUUGUGAAAUUGAUGUGAGUGGUGUUCAAUGUGGUGAUCCUUGUGAGCUGCCACACAGUCCAGUCCUGAGAGCGUGUAGUCCUGAGAGCGUGUAGUCCUGAGAGCGUGUAGUCCUGAGAGUGUGUAGUUACUCAAUGUGGAGUACAAGCACCUGCUGUUUGUUGAACCAGACGUCCAGGCCAACUGACUGGGUCUGGAUCUCAAUCCCCCAGACCCACCCGGACCCAGAGCUCUGGAAGAGGGAAGCCUCACUGGAGGCUCUGGACUGGGCAAACCUCCUAGCAUGUCACCCUUUACACAAACUACUAUUUGGCCAAUCAUACCAAAACUCCUGCUCUAACUGACUGACAUGCUUUCUUAUUCGGUAUGCAGGGGGACCGUGACAUAUUCCAACUAGUCAAAGCUAGCCUCGGCCCAUUUGACAGCCCUUGUAUUUGUCCAACUAAGGGAGGCACUGUAACCAGUUGUUAGUUUAAACAAUAGGCUGCUUAUCUGCAUGACUAUCUCAACUGCUUUAAAAGGAAAAAACGUAUUCAUUUCGUUAAAUAUUCUACAUUUGGGAGUUGUGUCUCUCGCCAAAGGUCUAAAGGAAGAAUCCAUACACUGGAGAAUAUUUGUGAUGUUAUUUAUGUGAUCAUGAUGUUGCAUUGAUGGUCAGUGUCAUACCUUGUCUCUCUCUAUGGCUGACUGACACAUAGACAAUCAAUCAGACAUUAUUUCCCUCUGUGACUCAGUGGCCCGGAUAUGACCACUGUCCUAGCUGUGCUUUGUCGAAUGCAUAAUCAUUAUUGCAGUUAAUUGACUCCUGACCUCCACAACAGACUCAUGUUGUGAACACAUUAGAAUUUUUACUGUUUGCACGUACACUAUAUAUACAAAAGUAUGUGGAUACCCCUUCAAAUGAGUGGAUUCGGCUAUUUCAGCCACACCCGUUGC
Molecule: messenger RNA, 3782 nt
Organism: Coregonus clupeaformis (lake whitefish)
Lineage: Eukaryota; Metazoa; Chordata; Actinopteri; Salmoniformes; Salmonidae
Product: segment polarity protein dishevelled homolog DVL-1-like
Exons: 16
Coding region: 254-2530 (758 amino acids)
Biological process (GO): intracellular signal transduction; canonical Wnt signaling pathway
Cellular component (GO): cytosol
Molecular function (GO): frizzled binding
Source: RefSeq, a predicted model, not a curated record